CUGUCAAUCGCGCAACCAGUUACUAGCGAGAGAUAUUCAUCGAUAGAUAAGCUCCUUGGUCUACUCCAUACGUUCCAUUCCCUCCCUCGAGCUAGGUCCGAGCCUUCACUUCGACCAUGGCCUCGUCCUCCGCGCUGAUAGCGCUCCUUGUGGUCCUUGGCUGCGCUGCGGCGGCCUCCGCGGCCACGUUCACCGUCGGAGAUGGGCAAGGCUGGACGACCGGCGCCAAUUACGCCACCUGGGCCAGUGGCAAGACCUUCGCGGUUGGAGACAAGCUCGUGUUCAACUACGCCAGCCAGGCCCACACAGUGACCGAAGUCACCAAGAGCGAGUACGACGCCUGCUCCAGCAACGCCAACGGUGACAACAGCGGCGCCACCACCAUGACCCUCAAAGCCGGCGCGAACUACUACAUCUGCACCAUCGGCACCCACUGCGCCGCCGGCAUGAAGCUCGCCGUCACCGCCGGCGACUCCAGUUCCGGUUCCGGUACCCCCGCGGCGGGGACGCCACCUACCACCCCGUCCGGGUCCGGCGGCCACCGCAUGGAGGUCGGCCCCGUUCUCGCGGCCACCGCUGGCGUCCUCCUCAAGCUCGCCCUCUUCUGAUCCGCCGAUGAUUCGAUGUUGGAAAGUUUCGUCGAUCGUUCUAUGUUUGAUUCUGACGGCCACGCACACGCUAGUUUGUACCGGACAGUGGUUGCCUGUGCUUCCUGAUGUGAUAUGAUUGGUUGGUUUCGUAGUAGUUGGCGUGAGUGACUUGUAUGGAUUAUUAUCUCGAUGUAUCUAUCUAGUACAGUAGUACUCGUAGUAAUAGGGCUCCUCCAUAUGAGUGUGGUUAAAUAAGUUUGGAUUCUGUCAA
Messenger RNA from Triticum aestivum (bread wheat), 861 nucleotides. Its product is annotated as blue copper protein. Gene Ontology annotation, cellular component: plasma membrane. Gene Ontology annotation, molecular function: electron transfer activity. Bases 117 to 608 code for a protein of 163 amino acids. The record is from RefSeq and is a predicted model, not a curated record. NCBI's taxonomy places the organism in Eukaryota, Viridiplantae, Streptophyta, Magnoliopsida, Poales, Poaceae. The transcript has 2 exons.